Molecule: messenger RNA, 3670 nt
Organism: Ctenopharyngodon idella (grass carp)
Lineage: Eukaryota; Metazoa; Chordata; Actinopteri; Cypriniformes; Xenocyprididae
Product: SE-cephalotoxin-like
Exons: 5
Coding region: 1617-2645 (342 amino acids)
Source: RefSeq, a predicted model, not a curated record
UUUCAUGCCGACUUUAACCUCGGUCAGUAUUCACUACAGAAUGUGAAAGUAAAAGCUGUAGGUAUCUGACGCUGCAUUAACAGAGCAUAAGACGAGAGAAGAAUUUCAACGUAAUAUGCUGAUAAUGGUAUAACGAUUUUAAUUUAUCCCAUAUCCCAUUGCUAAAGCAAUGUCUGUCCAUAUUAGGGAUUUUCUGGAAAAAGGUUUAAUACUUCUAUGGGUCCCACUUGUGGACUUUCUGUGCGAGGGCGCCCUCUGGUGUUGAAUAUGAAUGAAACAAAUUACAUGAGAGAAUUUAGCGCUCCAUAAUCACCCUAUUUUAGAUAAAAACACAACAAAAAUAUUCCUCUCUAAAAGUUUAUCGGAAUGAGCACUUUUUUUACUAAAAACCUCAAGGGAUGUAACAAAACACAGAAAGCGUCAGCAGUUGAGACUAGCAAAAUAAUGAUUGUGUUGGAAAAAAAUAGCAAGGAGACAUUUUAAUUAUUUAUUAAUAAACUAGUGUUUUUCCAGUCGGUAUCAGCUGCAAAGAUGACGUAUACACAAUAUAUACACAGGCUAACAAGGUAACAAGGGGGCGUGGUAAAUUGUCAUGGGAAAACACAAGGGUAACCAAGGGAACUAACAAGACACACUUGGGGAAGCUAAUCAACAUGAAAAACCAUGAAGAACUACAAAACAUGGCACAAGAAAUAACAAAAGUCCUCCCACAAGACGGGAACACAGGCUGAGAUCGUGAUAAUGUCUGUUGAAAAGUUCCUGCUCCUAUUGUAGAUUGAAGGGGUAUCUCAUAUUGAACCCGUUGAAGCUCUUUCCAUUUUGCACUGUAUUCAUCAUAAAACCAGCAGACUAAAUGUCUUGGUUGUGCUGCCUUAUAGUAUUCUUCUGAUGAUGGAAAACCAUUAACAGCUUAAUCCUUAGGCAACUGUGUAGCGUUAGGUCAAGGUCUGGGUCAUGUGUCUUUCCAAACAAACCCAAAGAGCAAUCUCGUCCACUCAUCAAAGAUUUUUGGUUGUUUGUUUGAUAUCUCUACAGUGGCAUGAAAAAGUUUGGACAGCGCUGGUCAAAAAUUGUUUAGUGAGUAGAAGAUUAACUCCAAAAUGCAUGAAGUUAAAGAAGGAACAUUCUUUUGAAAAAUGUUACGCAAGAAUAGUGUUUUUUUUUUUUUGUGCGGUUGGCUCUGAGAUAACUUUUACCAAGGUCUCAGAACUCAAUUAGCUUGUUACAGCUAUGGCUUGUUCAAAAUGAUUGUUAUGAAAGACCAGGUGGAGCAAAUUUCAAAGCUUUAUAAGUGUUCUGACACCUCAAAUCCUGUCCCAGCAAUCAGCAGUCAUGGGGGAUGAAGUUAGCUGUCAUGAUAGACUGAGCCACAUUGUCACACAAUUUGAAUGUUUUGAAUUGCCAUGAUUUCCAGAUGACCACUAGGAGUCACUGUGUGCAUUUCACGUUUCCACAAACUCUCUUAUGAAACUUUGCCCCGUUUUUUUUUUUUUUUUUGUUUACCCUGUCUUCUUCUUUUUGUCAUGUGAUUCAUUAGCUUUAGUAUAAAUAAUUGGUUGGUUCUAGUCUUUGUCUGGUGUCUGACCUCUAUGAUCGUGUUUUCUGGUUAAGGUGUCAUGGUUACUGUAAAGAUUUUCCCCACUAUCCUUUGUCUGCUUCAAUACAGCUGUUUCGGCUCAGACAUGAACUGUAACCAUGGAGAAUGUAACCCCAUUGUGGACACCACACAAGUAUUCUGCGAGUGCCGUAAGACGUUCCGCGGUCCAGCAUGUAUUAACUAUGCAGAUCUUGAAAGUAAAAUCAAUGGCAUGAUCUAUAAACCAGUCCCUGAUCUGGCAGCAAUUUAUUUUAGUGUCAAGGAGUUGAAGGACUUUACUAAAGAAAUAGUUGAGUCUGUCCAACAUGACAUCAAGUGGACUCAAGUCUUUGUGAAAUACAGCAAUGUGACUGAGAAGUUUCGAAACAUCAGCACACUGCAUACGCAACUUAAAAACAGUACAAUAACCGAACGUCAAUAUGUUUCUGUAGUUGGAGCUCAGUUCACAGGAGGAAACUCUUUUAAAUUUUAUCUCACAGACUUUCACCACAUGAUGAUGGGCACUGGAGACAAACACAACAUUCUCGAUAUUUUUCGCAAUUCGCUGGUCCAGGACUCACAAAGUCAGUCUGGUGAGCCAAUAGAGUGCACAAAAUACUACAGUGAACAGAUUGAUUAUUUUGUGCACUACAUGUUUGCCUUUGAAAAAGAAGCUGUUUUAGCUUGGUCGAAGUAUCUACUGAUCACUGGAAAAUCAGAGAACGUUGAUUUUCUUGAGAAGUUUUUUCAGGACUAUGUCUCAAAGCAAUGGAGACUCUUCAAUAAAAAUGGAUGUGGCCCUCUAAAUGCUGGGGAUCUUCAGAACAACCACUGCAAGGAGCGCUACUACAGCACAGCCGGGCUGCAGGUUAAAAUGAAAUGUAGUGGAUUAUACAAGCCCUUCCCCGAGAUUGUGGAGUGCUCUGGAGGGAAGUGGAGUGCCCUACCUGUGUGUUACGAUGAGCAGGUAAACGGGCCAAUCAAGUGCAAAUCUGAAGGUGAAGCCACUGUCUGCAAGCUCUUGUGCUCACCUGGGCAGGGGCUCCGCCACACACCCUCAGCCAGCUGAGUACAAGUGCUCACAGUCGCCCUGUCCAUCGUUCAUACCACCCAACUUUAACAAGUGCACACAAAGCAGCGUUUGUAAGGAUAAUGAGGUCUGCACUGGCACCUUCGGCACAUGUUGUGAUGCAUGCCUGGUUAAACCCUGUGGUGUGAACGCCAAAUGCUCCUCCGCCAAUCACGGCAGGACCUGCACCUGUGAGAGCCCGUGGAAAGGAGACCCAAACCAGGGUUGCAGGAGUCAGGACCUCCAGUGGAUUCAGACCAGAGAAGUACCCAGCAAUGCUGUUCUUUCUAAAACCCAACUUGCGGUGUGCAAAGCCAUCGCAUCUGAUGGUGGGUGGCACAGUGGAUUUGUAAAGGAUUAUCGCUGCAAUUAUGAAUAUGACUCGAGCAGUCAUCAGGCCACUAGAUAUGAGGUUCUGGUUGAUCCUUGUGGAAGACGUGGUUGGAAAUGGAUGGAGGGGGAACAGGGGAACAUGGUCUCGUAUGACGAAUCAAAGAGGUUUCCAGGAGUUAUAUACUAUGUGUGUAGUGAGAAGAGUUCUGGCCUUGUAGGGAAGCUUUUCAGAACGCGAAAUGGCUUUAUGUGCCAUAUUGCCAGGAGCGGAGAUAAAAGGGAUGGAAAUUUCUAUUCUCUGGUUCAACAACCAUGUAUCUGAAGACACUUCACCAUGAUUCACUGUACAGUUUUUCUAGUUCAUUUUUCAGCUUUAAAUUGGUGGAGGUGCUGUAUUCAUCUUUCGAAAGACAGACUGUAAAGGAGUAGCCAACUCUCGCAAAACAUUUAUGCAAGUGCUAUAAACGUGUUUAGUUAUUGUUCGUAAUUUUAUUCAGUUGUUGACAUCUUUUAAAGGACUAAAAUAUGUAGUAAAAAGUAUUAAUUUGAUGAGGGAGUGCAUAUGUUAUGUGCAGGUGGAGUAAAAUCCAGUCAUCUCUGCACACUCAAUACUAUGAACUCUGCUGCCAUCAUGAUGUAAUAUUUGACAGUGUGCAAAUUCAAAUGACAAAUAAAUGUUUCAAUGAAUGUUA